Talaromyces rugulosus is the source of this 1587-nucleotide messenger RNA. RefSeq lists its product as uncharacterized. The coding region runs from base 1 to 1587 and encodes 528 amino acids. Gene Ontology annotation, cellular component: fungal-type vacuole membrane. The transcript is spliced from 11 exons. Gene Ontology annotation, molecular function: basic amino acid transmembrane transporter activity. The record is from RefSeq and is a predicted model, not a curated record. NCBI's taxonomy places the organism in Eukaryota, Fungi, Ascomycota, Eurotiomycetes, Eurotiales, Trichocomaceae. Gene Ontology annotation, biological process: basic amino acid transport; transmembrane transport.
AUGGCCGAUGAACAGUCACCGUUGCUCGGCCACGAUGUCGAGGUCGACGCGCCACAGCGACGGCCUGUCUCGGUCAUAAUCGGGGUGCUUGUUAUUGGCGUCUUCAUCGCCAAUGCUGAGGGCUCAUUUGUACUGGCCACAAACAGCCAGAUCGCCUCAGAUCUGGGUAGCCCUAAGGAUGCCAGUUGGCUAGUGACAAGCUAUAUCCUUGCCAUGAGUGCUGCGCAACCAUUGUAUGGAAAACUAAGCGAUAUCUUUGGUCGGUCUAGUCUCUUAAUCACGGCGUAUUCUUUCUUUUCACUCGGAUGUCUUAUCUGUGGUCUUGCGCCAUCACUACCCACUGCCAUUCUCGGGCGUGCCAUAUCAGGCAUUGGUGGUGCAGGGAUGGGCUCACUGGUGUCUAUUUUGAUCACAGAUCUCGUUCCUAGACGUGACAUUGCCCCCUGGAGAAGCUAUGUCAAUGUUAUUGCCACUGUCGCUCGCAUGCUAGGUGGUCCAGUUGGGGGAUAUUUGGCUGACUCUGUCGGCUGGAGAUGGUCGUUUCUAGGCCAAUGUCCUCCGACAUUGAUAGCCAUAAUUUUGACAGCGCGCCUCAUUCCGUCCAAUUUUAUUGACAAAGAUACAGGGACACUAGCAACACCAUCAUCAUCAACAAAUUCUGCUCGAUUUGCUCGCAUUGACUGGGCCGGAUCCCUUUUCAUGGUGGUGGCUAUCGUCUCACUACUGCUGCCACUCGAGAUGGCUGGUUUACGACUUGAGUGGCUGCUUGGCUGUCUUAUUGUGAGCUCGGUCGCAACAUCUCUCUUUGUCGUAAUCGAAUUACGCUGGGCUAAGGAGCCCAUAUUUCCAAUCCGACUGCUGAGCUCGCGCACUGUCGUGUUCUCGUAUCUCAUAACGUUUUUCCAGACUUCGGCUCAGCUAGGGAUGAUGUAUAGUGUACCGCUUUUUUUUCGGUUGGUUGACAAUGCCUCCGCGUCGGUUGCAGGAGCCCAUUUGUUUCCUGCCAUUGCGGGCGUUACGGUGGCAGGCCUUGCAGGUGGAUUUGCAAUCAAACGAUUCGGUCGCUACAAAUGGCUACUCAUCAUAGCCACCGUCUUGUCUUCCGCAUGCUAUCUGCUCCUGGCCUUUCGCUGGACCGGCCGUAUCAAUAUGUGGGAAUCACUCUACAUAAUACCAGGUGGCCUCGGAAACGGACUGGUUCAGGCAGCUGGCUUUAUUGCUUUGACGUCCGGCGUGGUCAAGGCAGAUAUGGCAGUCGCCUCAUCUGGAUAUUAUCUCAGCUCCAAUAUCGGCACUGUCCUUGGAAUAGCUGCCACGAACGCCAUAUUUCAGACCAGUCUACGACACGGUUUAGAGCGGCAACUAGAAGGUUGUGAGUCAAGAAGAGAGAUAAUUGACGCCAUUUUGUCUAACAUUGACUACAUUCGUGAGCUGAAGGGACCUCUUCGCGACACCGUCGUCGGAGUGUGUGUGCAGGGCUUAGAAUACGGGCACGUGGCCCAAUCCGUUUGCGCUGUGGCAGCUUUGAUGUCUGUUGUGUUGUUGCCAGAGCUGGGAUUGGAGAGCGAAGAGGGCGAGGGCACUUGA